CAAUGUCAAAGAUGGGAUUGUUGGGAGCCAUAGGCUUUUCUUUAGCCUUGGUGACUCUAACUCAGAUACCAAGUAGGGCAGAAGGAUGCAAAAUUUUAUCAGCAACUGCCUCGGGCCCCUCAUCUAUUCUGGUAAAAUGGGAGAGAGUCAGUGGGGCUACAAACUAUCUUCUGGACCUACGGGUGAAAGGCAACAAUCAAAUUGCACCAGUCGUUGUGUCUGUUAAUGCAGCCACUACACAGAAAGACAUCCAGGGUCUGAGACCAGGGAAGAAUUAUACUGUGACUCUCAAAGUCUUUCAGUUUCUUACUAAUGUGCUGUGUGAAGAUACUAUUGCGGCAUCCACAGUACCUGACUCAUCACAGAUAGUUGUCGGCUACGCAGUAUCAAGUACUUCAAUUUAUGUGGAAUGGACAUCAGUACCGUCAGCGGAGCACUACUAUCUGACGGUGCAGGAGAACAGCAUGACGGAAAACUUAAACUUCUCCUCCACUAAAACCAGUGGCUUAGUGGAAAACCUCAAACCUUCUACACACUAUAACUGCUACGUUUAUACAGCUAACAGUGCUGGCCUGGGACGAAGAAGUAAAGUGAGAACCAUCCUCACCCUGGUGCAACCUCCAGUGGCUAUUAAAGUGGAACAGACGGGCCAGUUCACAGCUAGGGUGUCAUGGCAGCCCGUGGAGGAUGUCCUGAUGUACAAAUUUUCCAUCCAGAACAUUGCCAAUUCCAUCAGCCAGCGGACUGUUCAGAACGUUACAAAUGUCUACCUGGAUGUCAAUGACAUCUUCCCUUGUUCCACCUAUCUAAUAUCAGUCUCCUCGUACAACCUUUUUUUGAUUCCGAGCGAGCCCAACAACUACACAUACAGCACCAACACUCUGGCAACAGUUUCAUCAGUUACGGCGAACUACAAGUGUAGCCUCAACACUGCCACUGUGAGUUGGAUGUCUGUGUUUGGUGCCACCUCUUACAGUGUAAAGGCAAUUGGUGAUGAUGGCGAUGAGCUGACGUGCACAAGCGAAGGCAGCAGUUGUCAAAUCAGUGGCAUGGGCUGUGGUCAGAGUUAUGUGGUGCAUGUGACACCCAUGUCUCUGAACUGCAGGGACACGGAGAGCACAACAACCACUUUCCACACUGUGGCCUGUCCACCUCAGGAUCUGCAGUUGCAUCGAGACUGUGCCAGUCAUGUUAUUACAUUCAGCUGGAGUGAAAGAGAAAAUAGCCACCACUACAUAGCCACAGCAGUGGACUCUAAGGGAGCCGUCCAGACUUGCAUGACAGAAGAAAACAUGUGUGUUUUCGCAAACACAAACUGUGGCCUGCUUUAUUCUUUCACAGUCAUCUCUGCCUAUAGUACUCCUCAGUCAGCAGAGACCUGUCAUAGUCUAACAAGUGCUGCUGUUGAGAUCGAAACAGCACCAUGCAUUCCUAGAAAUCUGCAAACAUCAUCCGAAUGCAGUUCGGACAUCCUGCUCAGCACAUGGGAUCUUGCAGAGGGGGCUCUACGUUACACGGUGAACGCCUAUGGCAACAAGGGAGAGGAUGCUACAUACAGCUGCAGCUCAGUGUCCAACAGUUGUGCAAUGACUGGUGUCUCCUGUGGGGAGUACUUGAGCAUUUACAUCACUGCUUCUAAUGACGAAUGCUCCAGUCCGCCUGCACUUGGGUCCUCACCUGACACAGUUCCGUGCAUCCCCACCAAUGUUGCAGCAGUGAGGGAUUGUGGAGCUGGCUCCCUCACAGUCACAUGGUCCAUAAGUCAUGGUGCAAUUUUUUAUGUGGCCAUCGCAGAGGAUAGUGAAGGCACCAUUCACCGCUGUAACUCCAUGGACAUAUCUUGUACCAUUGAGAACUUGAAAUGUAACACAGACUACGAAGUCUAUGUCUAUGCAUCCACAUCCUUGUGCGACAGCUCUGAUAGUGAGAGGGUUGCCAGCAAGACAGGUGCUUGCCCACCAACUGACGUCACAGCCACCCUGGACUGUAUGGCCAACGAGGCACUAGUUUCGUGGCAAGAUGACUCUGAUAUGAGCUCGUUCACAGCCACCAUGGAGGAUGAUGAACAAGCACUAUUAAGCUGUAACUCUGUCACAACCAGCUGUCGCAUUGAAAACCUGGAAUGUGGAAAGAACUAUGCCGUCACUGUCCAACAUCAUGACAGUAUGUGCCCUGGAAUGCCUUCUGAGGUCUUCAACUUGGAUUCUGUUCCUUGUGGGCCGGCCAACAUGGAGGCAGAUGUGGACUGUGCAUCUGGUGGUAUAACUGUCAGCUGGGAUCCAUCCCCCAAUGUAGUGGGUUACACAGCGGUGGUCUCAGAUGGCACCGCUGAGACAAGUCACGAAAUAACCGAACCCAUGCUCACCAUCGCUGCUCAGGACUGUGGACAGCAGUACACAGUUAGCGUGGUGUCCAAGAGUCUGUCCUGUGUCAGCUUUCCCUCUGUCUUUUCCGUCAGUGAAGCACCAUGUGCACCAACCAAUGUUGUGGCAGAGAGAAACUGUGGCAAGAGUUUUAUGGAAGUGACCUGGGAUGCAAGCCAAGGAGCCAAAAAUUACAUUGUUACUGCUGUAGGUAACGACGGAAGUCACUUGGAAUGUGUGUCCAAUGAGACGUCCUGUGACGUUGAGGGUGUAAGUUGUAGCCAGGUUUACAGCAUCAGUGUGGCCGCCACAGAUGACACCUGUAGUGGCCCAGAGAGUCCGCAGGUGCAACAAAUCACAGCACCCUGCCCUCCAACUGAACUUACCGUUUCCAUGGACUGCAGCAGCAGCAACUCUGCAGUGUUAACCUGGGGCAGCAGCCAGAAUGCUGUGUCGUACACUGGCAAAGCAGAGUCUCCAGAUGGGCACAUUGUGCUCUGUGAAACUGCAACAGAGGUCACCUGCCAGAUAGAUGGUCUGCACUGUGGCAAGGAGUACAACUUCACUGUGUCAGCCUCAGAUGGUUUCUGCCAGACUCCUGACAGUGAUCCAGUCAUCCUGAGCACUGCUCCAUGUACUGUUCAGGAUGUGCUUAGUCACGUAGACUGCAGCAGCAACUCCCUCAUCGUCAGCUGGUCGCCUGGAUCCAUGCCUCUUACCUACAGCGUCACCGCCCAGGAUGGGGAUUCAAACACGCUGAGUUGCACUACAGAAGAAUCUACUUGUGCAGUGACUGGUCUGGAGUGUGGAGAGCAGUACACAGUGACAGUCCAAGCUGCCAGUGGCCGUUGUGAAGGGGAAAGCAGUGUUGCACAGACAGUUGAUUCUGUUCCCUGUGUUCCUGAAAAUGUCCAAGCUGCCGUGGUUUGUUCCACUAACACCUUACAUGCUACUUGGGAUGCACCAUGCCCAACAUGUGACGUGUCAUUUAAUGCCACCCUGACCGGAGAGGGAGGUUUUACUGCUUCUUGUGCCACACAUAGCACAGAAUGCGAUUUCCAUGAUCUUCAGUGUGCAGAGACAUACACACUGAGUGUGGUUGCUGUGAGCGACACUUGUAACAGCUUUUACAGUGAUGCAGUAACAAAGCCCACUGCACCUUGUGACCCUUCAAAUGUGGACACGAACAUUGACUGCUCUACUGGUGCUGCAACGGUGACAUGGGAAGCCGGUGCUGGAGCAGAGCUUUACACAGUCGUGGCUGAGGCUAACGGACACUUUGACUCCUGCAUAUCUUUAAGCACAUCCUGUGACCUGACCAAGCUACAGUGUGGAGAGGAAUACACAAUAAUCGUACUAGCAGGGGAUGGGACUUGCAACAGCUCUCUACUUGCCACAACUCACGUGACCACCGCUCCAUGUGCUCCAGUGAUAUCCAGUCAUGAGGUGGACUGUGUCUCUAACACGGCCUUGGUGAUCUGGGAUGAGGAUGCAAAUGCUGAGAGUGUUACAGUCACAGCAACUUCACAGGACAAUGGAGACACCGUUUCAUGCUCCUCGUCAGACACCAGCUGUAUUCUGCAGGGUCUACUGUGUGGACACACCUACAAUGUCCAGGCUGCUGCCCAAGGAGCCAACUGUUUGAGUGAUUCAAGCACAACAACUACCAUUGUCACUGCUCCGUGCACACCGACAAAUGUGCAAUACACAUACAGCUGUGAUAACGAAGCUAUUGUCACUUGGGACGACACACUGGGAACAGAGGAGUUCCACGUCGUACUGCAGUCUGCAGAACAUGAAACAUCCUGUGUCAGCCCGGAUCUUACGUGCACCGUUUCUUCACUGCGUUGUGGAAGCACAUAUGAUGUGACUGUGACAGCUAAAGCUACGCACUGUGACAGCAAUGUGCCGGGGGUAGCACAGAUAGUGACAGCCCCCUGUCCCCCUGAAGAUGUCAACACUACCCUACUGUGUGACAGCAACACUGGAGUUGUGACCUGGAAGGAAAAUGUCGAUGUACUUUCAUACGUUGUAACAGCGGUGGCUGGGGAUGGAGACACAAAGGAGUGUUCCAGCACUGACACUAGUUGUAACCUGUCAGAGUUAAAAUGCGGCCAGAACUAUGCUGUCACUGUCACUCCGUCCUCUAGUCAGUGCAGGGGUGAACCAAGCGCUGAGUUUACAUUACAAGCAGCUGCCUGUCCUCCCACCAAUGUUCAAGCCUCACUGCAGUGUGAGGGUAACUUGGGUCUUGUGAGCUGGAAUCCUGUGCAAGGUGCAGAAGAAUAUGUGGUCAUAGCCAUGGAUAAUCACGAACACACAUGCACGUCCACUGGCCUAGGAUGUUCUCUAACAGACCUGGAAUGUGGAGUGACAACGGUCAUCAAAGUGGUCACAGUGUUGGGCGGUUGUCGUGGUAACCCCAGCCUCCCUUUUGUCCUCCAAACAGCCAUCUGCCCUCCAUCCAGUGUGGUGGGAGAAACAAAUUGUGGCAACAAUGACAUUACAGUCAGCUGGGAACCCAUCCUUGUGACUGGUGUGACAUACCUCCUCACGUACGAAAGAGUUGGUGGUACCAGUAUCAACCACUUUACCGACCAGGCAUCUUUUGAACUCACAAACCUGCAGUGUGGUCAGCAGUACAGCUUCCAAGUGGCUGCUAAGGAUUCAGAGUGCAACAGCGCUUUGAGCGAGCUGAUUGAAGUAGAAACAGCUCCAUGUUCACCAACAAAUCUACAGGCCACUGCUGAGUGUGGCACAAAUCUGGGCAUAAUGACCUGGGAGCUGAGUCCAAACGCCGUCUCCUACACAGUUUCAUUAACUGGUAAUCACGGUCACCAAGUACAGUGUACUUCCAACACAACAACUUGCUCGGCGAAGUUAGACUGUGGACGUCAGUACACUGCUGUUAUUGUUGCCACUAGUGCCACUUGUGACAGCAUUCCGGCAGCACCACUGACAUUUGACUCAGCUCCAUGUCUUCCAGAGAAUGUAAAUGCAGCUCUGGAUUGCAGUGAUAACUCCAUCGCAGUGCAGUGGAGUGGGAGCUCUAAUGAUGUUAGCAUAUACACUGCCAUUGCUAUCGGCAGUGACGAUACCCGCCAGACUUGUGAUACGACCACCACGUCCUGCACCAUCCAGAACCUGAAGUGUGGCCUCACCUACAGCAUUGUAGUCACGACACCAGCGGUAAACUGCGGCACCAUUGAUGGCUCAGACUACACACUGCAGACAGCCCCAUGUACACCAACCAAUGUGAUGGUGGACCCACAAUGCAGUGGUAACAUGGCAGUAGUGUCGUGGAAAGAUACAGGACCAAACCAGGUUCAGGAAGUGAAUGCAGUGGACAGCCAAGGAGAUAUCACCACUUGCAGCUCUGGUGGCCUCAGCUGUACCUUGAAUGACCUGAUCUGUGGAGAGACCUAUGCUAUCAGCGUGGACAGUCGAACAGAUUCGUGCAGCAGUGAACCAACUGCGACCAUAACACUGAACAUAGCUCCAUGCGUUCCUACCAAUCUUCAAAGCAAUGUGGACUGCUGGACCGAUGUCACCACAGUUACAUGGGAUGCUGCACUUGGUGCAACAUCUUACACAGUCUAUGCCGAAGGCAGUCUUGGUCACUCCACUGAUAAAAAUGUCCCGGUCACUACCUGGGAUUUCGCUGACCUACAAUGUGGACAGGACUACAUCAUCACUGUAGUGGCUCACCGUGGAUCCUGUAACAGUUUGGUCAGUGAGUCCAUCAGUGUAACCACAGGCCCUUGCCCACACACUGAACUCCAGGUCAAUCUGGAUUGUGACAGCAACACAGCCGUCAUGUCCUGGACCCCUGGAAGGGGCGUGCUGUCUUACACUGCCAGGGCUAUUGACUCCGAUUCUGCACACAACCAGUCCUGCUCCACUGACGCCUCUUCCUGUAACAUCACCUCCCUGCUCUGUGGACACAGCUACAUGGUGAGCGUCACCGGAGAGGGACAUACCUGUAUGCGUCAAGCCAACUGGUGGCAGGAGGUCCUCACAGCCCCGUGCGCUCCCACUGAUGCCAUUGCCACUGCCACCUGUGAUUCAACCAGCAUCUCAGUGUUGUGGCAGGCUUCAGCAGGCUCUGUCUCUUACAUGGCUAUGGCUGAGGGUGACAAUGGCCAAAAGUGGUCCUGUAACACCACAAACACCGACUGCUUGAUAACAGGUCCACAGUGUGGACAACAGUACCAGGUCUAUGUUGUUGGUGUGAAUAAUGGUUGUUUUGGACCAACAAAUCUUAUAUUAGAUUCAGCUUUCUAA
Cynoglossus semilaevis (tongue sole) is the source of this 6647-nucleotide messenger RNA. RefSeq names its product fibronectin-like. Gene Ontology annotation, molecular function: protein binding. The record is from RefSeq and is a predicted model, not a curated record. Bases 3 to 6647 code for a protein of 2214 amino acids. The transcript is spliced from 29 exons. Lineage: Eukaryota; Metazoa; Chordata; Actinopteri; Pleuronectiformes; Cynoglossidae.